Messenger RNA from Protomyces lactucae-debilis, 2890 nucleotides. RefSeq lists its product as uncharacterized. Lineage: Eukaryota; Fungi; Ascomycota; Taphrinomycetes; Taphrinales; Protomycetaceae. The record is from RefSeq and is a predicted model, not a curated record. The transcript has 2 exons. The coding region runs from base 42 to 2675 and encodes 877 amino acids.
AGUCCAACGAUCUGGUCAUCGACCUAGAGCAAGCAGUAACCAUGUCAGGCUGGCCAAUCUCGCCUCAAGCGCACAGGCCGCAAAGGCAGCAACAUCAGGCAUCAUUCAUGUCCAAUUACUCUAACUCACCGCUCUCUCGCUCGACUGUAGACCUCUCUGAUGUCACCCAUGAGUACGAGCCCGAUGUCGAUGCAGACGGCUAUCGACGUCUUGGCCAUUUGAACCCAGAAGAUUCUCAUAUCGGUUUGCUCUCUGGCAGCCACACCUCGUCGCGAUCUGACCACCGUACCGGUCGACCGACAUCCAAACAUGGCGAAGCGAUGCGUCAAGGAUCGCGCUCAAAAUCCAACAAGCGACAUGAUUUCACCAGUGAAAGGCCAGAGUCUUUUACCUUUGAGCAUGAACCAGAUGCAGAUGCAGAUGGGUACAGGCAUCAUCAUGGCAAUCUCAGCUCGCCUGCUUUGCGCGCUCUCCCCGAAGGAACAGUUCCGCUGGACCCGCGCGCUGGUCGUGUCAUCAUCACACCGAGCCCUAGUCUACGACCACACCAUUCGCCCUACAAGCACAUCGAUGGCUUCCCAACAAAAUCAAUCGAAGACUUGCGGGAUCCCGAAGAGCUGCAUUCCCAUGCAGACAUGAUUUACGGUAUUGACGAGAGCAAAGCGCGCGACUACUCCGUGCCUCAGUGGAUGGAAGCCGAAUCAUCUCGAUUGAUUGAAGAGGCCUCGCAUGGUGCCGUGACACCGCGCGAUGACCCCAAGGCAGCGCCUGCUGUGCCCUCUCAGCGGCCCAUCAAGGCGACGGGUGAGACUUUUGCACCAACUGGCCAAGCACGAGGCGACCGUGAGCCUGUUGGACCAACACGACCGAUGCGCGAUGACGAGCGAGCUGGUAUCAAAGGCGCUUACACACAAGACGGAGAAGGUUCUGCCGGCUUGCCUUUCGAUGAAAACUCCAAGGCCCCCGCGAAAGAAGGCGACAUUACAGUUCAAGAGGACGAAACACCAGUCAGCAUGAGCGAUUCGGUUGAGACUGUUCGCGCACGUCGACCAUCUGCCGUCUUUGCCGCUUUGCGUCGACCCGAGCACAAGGGGAUUGACCCAAUUCAGCCGGUAGAAGAUUUCAAGCAACCUGAGCAAGAACAAGGUGGUGACAUCAAAGAUGAACGUCCAGACUGGCUUCGUGCCGCAGAACUGAUGGCCAACAAUGACUGGGAACGCCUGGAAAAGGAGAAGUUGGUGGAGAAAUCCACUCUUGAGGAGGAAGAGCAGCGCGCCCGUGAUCGUGGCUCUGCUGCACACAAGGCUCGUGCUGCAUUAUUGCAAUCCGAUAAAUAUACGCGAGGUUCAUCUUACCCAUCUUUUGCAGAAGCAGAACAAGCUUCACACGUCAACACGCCUGCUGAGGAACUGGAAGAGUCGCCUCUUGACAAGCAGCCUGCGACUGCGGGUAAGUUCUUGGGUCUGAGCAGUGUUGCAGCUGCUGGCGCUACAUUGCCCAUUGCUGCCACCAUGACUGAUUCUCGAGACGUCAAAGCUAGGGAGGAAGUAGGUGGUGAGUCGACCUCGGCGCAAGCUGCUGUGCCAGCACCCAAGAUUCCUGCUCGACCAGCCAAGAAGGAAGCGUCAGAUGCCGCGGCACCAGCUAUUCCUACGCGACCCGUCAAGAGCCAGAGCAAAGAGACUACAGAGGAGACGCCUGCUUCGUCACAACCCAUUGGCAACCGAGAGCCAAGUAUGGAGAGCCCGCAGGUGCCUGCUCGUCCACAAAGCAAAGGUACGACACAAGACGUUGGCGCCGAUGCCCCAAAAGUGCCUGCUCGACCACAGAAGCAAGGAUCAAUUUCGCGAGAGUUUGAACCUGCUCCAAAGCCAGCUGUGCCUGCGCGGCCUGUUCCUGGCAAACUCGCUGGUACGAGUAAGUUUGCAUUUGCCAGUGCACUUGAGGCGAAAUUGAAGGCUGGGGCGCCUGCUAUUGGACUCAAGAAGCAAGUCAGCCAUGAUCAGGAGCGCGCUGCGGUAUCACAAGAUGAAGUCAUGCCACAAGCAUCUACUGAGAAGGAACCUGCCACUGCUACGGGACUAGCAGACGCGCGCAAGGGACGACCAGUACGACGUCGUGCUGCUGCUGCACCUACAUCCACAACAGAUACACAGUCUGGUCUUGACAGUAUGGCGCCACCGCCCGUGUGCGAGACUGGUGAGACAUUCAUCUCUCGCUUUGGCGUUGAAAUGCGCAGUAUGUGUGUUCAGACGGGUGUUAUUCGGAUUGAUUCGCCGUCUAUGAAUUUAACGGUCAUGUCUUCUGCUGGUCGGCAUGGCGAGGAUGUCGUUGUACAGGCAAAGACCAAAUCGGAGGCGGAGACACUGGAGCCUGCGACAAAUGCUGCUGCUCCCAAGACAGAAGCAGAUGAACGGGAGAAGAGCAAGGUGGUGGACUCCUUGACCGUGCCUUCAGUGUCGUUAGAGGAAGCAGCUGGUGGUGAGGUCCGGUCACUCGAGAAGAAUGAUCUUCAUGCGGAAGCUGGGACAUCUGCUGCUCAACCUGCUCAAACAAGUUCGGCUGAGAAGAAGCACGAGAAGCACCAGUUCUCGGACGAGAAACCAGUCACGGACGAAGAUGAGAAGACUUCAGAAAUGAAGCUUCAUGCGAUGGAAGAUGAGCUAGAAGUUUAGCUAAAGCUAGACUAAUCGAGCAAGGGUACAAUCUAUGUUCUGGGUGCACAGGUGCUGGAUCACGCUGUCACAUGCGCAAAGAGGCGUAGCAUUGCCUUCAUAAAUACUUUGGGGUCUUGAUCAAUAUGUGCUUGGUUCUUGAAUGAGCGUUUAUGAAAUCAUAUGCGUUAUCACCACUGACAGCCUGACAGCUCGGCCGAUAUCGUAAUUGUCCA